AGCGCAUCCUUGGAGGUUUGCACGAAACAUGACCGACAGGGAACGCGAUCACGUCUCCGUUUUAAGUCAGAAGACUGCCGGUUUCUCCAUUUGUUUUUUUCUUGAGGACAUAACUCAUAUGACAAAAGAAGCUGGCGUCGGUGCUGGUGCUGACAGACCGUCAUCAGCCGCACCGUGAGGCGAGGUCAUCGCGCGCCACGGUGGUAUCUGUUUAUGAAGACCACAUGACCUAAUGUGCCAUGAUCCCAGUGUGAAACUCUGACUCAUCUUCACUGAAGCUCACCAGGCCACCGGGACAAGCAGCAAUCAAUCUUCUCUCCAUCCAUCACCCAGACGUCAGAGAGGAUGUGAGUGAGAGUUGGGCUGAGGGUAGAAAACCCCAAGUAAGUCCAACCAGGACACGAACUAGGAGCACAUGGUUGCUAUGGACUGACAGGUCAACUGAUACCAGAUCUCACUGGCUUUGCUUGGAAGUUGACAAUGGUGUUGUUUCUGAUUGGGACCUCUAUAGCCUUGAAUAAUUCUUCACAUGAGAACCAAACAGCAGAAAACCCCACCCAUCAGGGUGCUCAUGUGUUGCCCUCAACACUGGUCAUAUCCCUGCUUCUUAUCAUUGUUGUCCUUCUGACUAUCUACUGUCUAAGGUUCAAAAACCACAGGAAGGCUCUAGUUACCUCAGUGGAUAAGAAGAUUCCAAAUGGCUUCUUGGAAGAACAAGGAGAGCAGACAGUGGUCCUCCUCCCCAGAUCUCCCUCUCCAUCCAAGAGGUACUUCCCCAUCCCUCUCGACUCUCUGGAGGACGAGUACCGGAUACGCUCCGCGGACGAUGGCAAGCUCUUCAGAGAAGAGUUCAAUUCGCUGCCAUGUUACUACCACCACGGGUCCUUUGAGGAGGCAAGCAGAGAGCACAACAGAGAGAAAAACAGAUACCCCAACAUUUUACCAUACGACCAUUCAAGAGUGGUGCUAAGUCACACAGACGGACAUUUGUGCUCAGACUACAUAAAUGCAUCUUACAUAGAUGGCUACAAAGAGAAGAACAGAUUCAUCGCAGCUCAAGGCCCAAAGCCUGAGACAGUUGCAGACUUCUGGCGGAUGAUUUGGGAGCAGAAGACAGCUACCAUAGUAAUGCUGACUAAUCUGAAAGAAAGGAAAGAGGACAAAUGUUAUCAGUAUUGGCCUGAUCAAGGCUGUUGGAUGUACGGGAACAUCAGGGUGGCAAUGGAGGACUUCACCGUUCUGGUGGACUACACCAUCAGAAAAUUCUGUAUACAAUAUCAGGCUAGCGACGGUCCCCGAGCUCCCCGGCUGGUCACCCAGCUUCACUUCACCAGCUGGCCAGACUUCGGGGUGCCAUUCUCACCCAUUGGCAUGCUGAAAUUCCUCAAGAAGGUCAAGACAGUCAACCCAUCCUAUGCUGGACCCAUUGUUGUGCACUGCAGUGCCGGGGUUGGGAGGACUGGGACGUUCAUUGUCAUCGACGGCAUGAUCGACAUGAUGCACAUGGAGCAGAGGGUGGAUGUCUUCGGCUUUGUGACCAGAAUACGAGAGCAGCGCUGUCAACUCAUCCAGACAGAUAUGCAGUACUCCUUCAUCUACCAGGCUCUGUUGGAGUACUAUCUGUACGGAGACACAGAGCUAGACGUGUGCUCUCUGGAGGGCCAUCUGCAGAGGCUCCAUAACACCAGGGCUCCCCACGACAGGCUGGGCCUGGAGGAGGAGUUCAGGAAGCUGACCAACGUGCGCAUAAUGAAGGAGAACAUGAGAACUGGAAACCUUCCUGCCAACAUGAAGAAGAACCGAGUGCUUCAGAUCAUUCCGUAUGAUUUCAACCGAGUAAUACUCUCAGUGAAAAGAGGACAGGAGUUCACUGACUACAUCAAUGCAUCCUUUAUUGAUGGCUACAGGCAGAAGGACUAUUUUAUCGCGACCCAGGGCCCCCUGUCUCACACAGUGGAGGACUUCUGGAGGAUGGUGUGGGAGUGGAGGUGUCAUUCAAUCGUUAUGCUCACCGAACUCAAAGAAAGAGAGCAGGAAAAGUGUUUCCAGUACUGGCCAUCAGAGGGCAGUGUAACAUUUGGAGAUUACACUUUGGAGCUGACUGGAGAUACACAGUGUGACACCUUUACUUUGAAAGACUUGGUGCUCACCUACAGACCAGAAAAGCAGUCACAACACGUUCGGCACUUCCACUUCCACGGAUGGCCUGAGAUCGGAAUACCAGCCGAGGGAAGAGGGAUGAUUGACAUUAUUGCUGCUGUGCAGAGGCAGCAGCAACAGUCUGGAAAUCAUCCCAUAAUUGUGCACUGCAGUGCCGGUGCGGGUCGUACUGGCACCUUCAUCGCCCUCAGUAACAUUUUGGAGCGGGUGAAAGCUGAAGGCCUCCUGGACGUUUUUCAGACCGUCAAGAGUUUACGCAUGCAGAGACCACAUAUGGUUCAGACUGUGGAGCAAUAUGACUUCUGCUACAGAGUGGUUCAAGAUUUUGUUGACAUUUUCUCAGACUACGCCAAUUUUAAAUAAUACCCGUCAGAUAUUGUACCAUAUAGCCCUGUCAAAUUAACUUAUGCAAUUUUUUCUGAAUGUUAUUUUCUAAAGCAAGCUCUUUUUACAUUUUGCACUCGAUUACAGAUCUAAAAUUCAUUGUACCAUACUGUAAUAUAACUGAACACUGUACGUCUCCUUUGCUCAAAGAGAGCCUGUCUCUUUCAAGAAUGCUUGUGUGAGUGUGAUCUCCAAGUGCUCCAAUGUAAAAUAUACAAAUAAUAAUAGUUUAGUAAAUAUGGAGGUGGGCUCAUGGAUAUGUGAAAAGCAUAGCUAUGUUUUCUUGCAUAGUCCAACACUCUGAAGGUGAAUGGAAAGUGUUUAUUUAGGGGAAAAAAUCAAAAAUUGUAUUCCAACUUUAUCUAUAUAAAUUAUGUAUACAGUAUGUAUUGCUCACUUCAUACAUAUAGCAAAUCAUAGUUAUUUAUGUGUUGUAUAGUACAUGCAUUUUCUCUAUUUAUGCUUUAUUUUGUUAAUGACUAUACAAUGCCUUUGGUAAACAUUGGUCUUGUACUUUAUGCUGCCUACUUAACAUGAUUUUUGAUUGCUAUGGAGUGCAAGUAGUAUGUUAAACUAAAGUAAUGCUUAUGUUAAAAUGAUGUGUGACAUGUAUGAAAUAGUAUUUAUGAUCUACUUUUAGCUCAAGUAAAAAAGAUAAAAACUUAAGAUAUGUUUCAUUACAUUUGACGCUGCAAAUUACCUCACAUCUGUCUAGCGUUCAGUGAAUAACUUAACAGCUGCUGCCUGUUGCAGUUUUAUUCAACUUCACUAACUUUCUUUUUUGCCUUUGGCAGUAUCACUUAGUGGAUUGGUGCCAGACACCGUAAAAUGCAAUUAGCCCACACUGCAACAAUAAUAUAUUAGUAUAUUCAUCUUUACACAUCAUUUUUUACAAAUUGUUUUGCAGUCUAGCAUCAUAUCUUUCUGCUUUAGACAACUUUUUGUACACUGAAUUUACAAAUGCAUGUUUUCAUAAAGCAGUGCCAUUUUGAUUAGAAAGACACUUCUAAUCAUGAAAAAACUUGUCACCAAGUGACACAAUUUUAAUAGAUAUAAGCCAGAUGCUUAUUUUAUUUUAAAGUUAGAGGUAAAGGAUAUUUGUUUUCUGAAUGUUGGUAAUAUGAAUCCUCAUUUCAUUAUUUGUAAGGACACUUUUCAAAUACUCUCUAAUGACAAUAGCUGUAACGCAGCAUUAGACUGUUGCAGUUGAGCUUGUAACCGGUGGUGAAAUUAAACACUGUCAGAAAAAUCUGGAUUUCACAGAAGAGCUGAUAAUUGGUACAGAUGAACCUUGUUCAUCCAAAUCCCCUGGGAUCUCAGAUCAUUCAGAAGACAAACAGUUUUGGGACAUUGAAAAGCAUUUAUAUUAAGAACCAAUGCUUGGUCAACAUACAUAUGCAUGCAUUUUGAAAUAAUUGGACUAUAUUUUUAGUUUCAUAUUUAAAUAAGGAAAUUCCUGAAUUUCUGAAGAAUCAAAUGCAUAUAUAUUUUUGCAAGGCUUCUGUUUGCUUCUUGUUAAAAUGCUGAAUUUGGAAGUGUUACGCUUGGAUAAAUAUCAUUUCUACCAUAUGUGUGCAUCCCCAUUAUUAUAAUUUCUUCAAAUUGAUAUGUAUAGGGAUUGCUGUUCAUUUUUGGUUAAUUUAUUGUACAUAAAUUCUUAUUUUGGACAUUAACCAUCACUGCUGUUCGCUGUAGUAUUGACCUCGUUUCAAAACUAGCUUUUCAAACACAUAAUUGUGCAGUAAUAAGUACUUAAUAAGUUCCAUGAUGAAAGUAUAAGAAAUAGGGAAUAUGACAGGGAGGCCUUGCAGCUGACGUAACAUUAUAAUGCACACGCAUCUUGUUUCAAUGCUGUUUUUGCAUUUGGGAUUUGUAUGGACUUCAACUACUUGUUUG
Myripristis murdjan (pinecone soldierfish) is the source of this 4440-nucleotide messenger RNA. RefSeq names its product receptor-type tyrosine-protein phosphatase epsilon-like. Bases 481 to 2523 code for a protein of 680 amino acids. The transcript is spliced from 21 exons. The record is from RefSeq and is a predicted model, not a curated record. Gene Ontology annotation, molecular function: protein tyrosine phosphatase activity. Lineage: Eukaryota; Metazoa; Chordata; Actinopteri; Holocentriformes; Holocentridae. Gene Ontology annotation, biological process: protein dephosphorylation.